AUGUCGUCACCACCUCCUUACCAACCUCCAACCAAUCCCCUCAAACGCCCUUCUAUAUCAUCCUCCGCCUCGCAACCACUUGGGAAGAAACAGCGCAUGCACCCUCUCCGACAGACAUCAUUCCCGACCGGCCUCGACACAGCAGAUCGCAGCUUCGGUGCCGCGAGCGAUGCAGGAAGCGUGACAGGCAGUUUCACAGGAAGCAUAGGCGGAGCGAGCGCAGACGGUGUAUUCGCCGGCGCAGCUCGAGGCAAGAAGCGCGGACGGAAAAGCAAAGCUGAGAAAGAACGUGAACGUGAGCGAGAGGAUGCGCUUAGCUCUCGGGCUGGCGAUGGGCGAUUGGGAUCCGUUGAUGCUGAAGGCUCGGUAAGAGGCGGAAUGGGCGGGGGUGCUGGGGGUGGUGAUGAUGUGGACGACGACGACGAUGACGACGAGGGCGAGCUUUUAGGCAGGGAAGAAGGGACGACUGAUACCGAGGCGGAGAAGAAGAAUCUGGCCAUUCUAGUUGACGCAUUCAAUCCCCAGCAAUCAGAACGAUAUGAUUUAUUCAAACGAGCGAAGCUUCGCAAGGAAUCGCUGCGCCGUAUCGUCAACCAUGCCCUUUCACAGUCAGUGCCGGCUAGCGUGGUCACUACCGUCAACGGUUUCACCAAGGUUUUCGCUGGUGAGAUGAUUGAGAAGGCCCGAACUGUUCAGGCCGAAUGGGCUGCCGCCCAUGACCAGGCUGCCCGCGCCGCCUUCGAGGCUGAGGAAGCAGCCGCAGAGAAAGCGGCACAGGCCAGAUCCCAAGCAGCAGCUACUCAGUCCAAGACCUCGACGCCUACCCCGUCGGGGACCCCUGUUCCCAAUGGUAUCAAGAAAGAGCCGUCAGAUAUGAAACCAACGUCCUCUUCCACCCCAAUUAGCAACCUCAAUCCAACCUCAUCACCUGGCCCUACACAACGCAUAUCCCAAUCCCCAUCACAAAUCCGCCAGACCGCCAGCCCUGUGCCCUCGUCUUCAAAACGCGAGUUCCGACCCCCACCUAAUCCUCACAAAGGCCAACUUCUUCCUUCACACUUACGCGAGGCACUCCGCCGAACCAAGCGAGAUGGUGAAGGGGGCGGCGUUGGCUUUUCUGGGUUGAGUAUGGAUAAUCUGGGAGUCAAAGGAUCAGUCGGCUGGAGCUCAGGUAGUGUUGGUGGACGACGGCUAUUCCGUUGA
Messenger RNA from Penicillium macrosclerotiorum, 1203 nucleotides. Its product is annotated as transcription initiation factor TFIID subunit 11 family protein. The transcript has 2 exons. Lineage: Eukaryota; Fungi; Ascomycota; Eurotiomycetes; Eurotiales; Aspergillaceae. Gene Ontology annotation, cellular component: nucleus; transcription factor TFIID complex. The coding region runs from base 1 to 1203 and encodes 400 amino acids. Gene Ontology annotation, biological process: RNA polymerase II preinitiation complex assembly; transcription initiation at RNA polymerase II promoter. The record is from RefSeq and is a predicted model, not a curated record. Gene Ontology annotation, molecular function: protein heterodimerization activity; transcription coactivator activity.